ACAACACCUCGUGCCUCGUGCUCGGGGAGGCGGCCCGAAACUACGACCUUAAGAUCAUCCAUCUAAACCAACUUCCCUCAUUCUAUGGCCUCGCCCAAGAAGAUGCUCUUAACUUCAUUCGAGACUUCUAUGCAACCGUCAACACAUUUCCCCUCCAAGGACUAACCGAGAAUCAACUUCGAAUGAGGUGUUUCUCUUACACAUUGAAAGAUCGAGCAAAAACUUGGUUCAUGACGUUGAUUCCUAAUUCGCUCAACACGUGGGAAGCCGUAUAUGAGAA
Molecule: messenger RNA, 280 nt
Organism: Striga hermonthica
Lineage: Eukaryota; Viridiplantae; Streptophyta; Magnoliopsida; Lamiales; Orobanchaceae
Source: the annotation of a GenBank genome assembly